Molecule: messenger RNA, 1229 nt
Organism: Lacerta agilis (Sand lizard)
Lineage: Eukaryota; Metazoa; Chordata; Lepidosauria; Squamata; Lacertidae
Product: melanoregulin-like
Exons: 5
Coding region: 132-812 (226 amino acids)
Biological process (GO): melanosome transport
Cellular component (GO): melanosome
Source: RefSeq, a predicted model, not a curated record
UGGACUUACGUCUGCCACAUCCAUUUUCUUUCCAUCUUCUGUUUUAGCUUUGGUUUUUAUCGCGUUUCAAUAUGCUGGUCUCCAGCCUGUCUUAGCAUUUACAGUACUUUGCAAGAGAGAGAGAGAGGGAGAUGAAUUUCUGGUACAAAGUUUGCAGCUGCUGUUGCCCUAUAGAAGAUGAACUGGAGAAGAAUCCAUUGGUGGUUGGCGACACGCUUCAGUAUUUCAACAAGUUGCAGAAACGACGGGAAUUAGAGGCUGUCAACUUGUGGAAUGAACCAAUGGACAAGACUCACGUGGAACGGGAUGAUGAUCAUAAACUCCACAUGUUGCUGGAGAAAAGGUCAAAAACGCGCCGGGGAUCAGAGGACUACCGACGCUUGAGCUUUGACAUCAUCGCUCACCGGCAGAUCCGUCGGAAAAUGAAGGACCGAUGGAAGCAAAUCCUGGAAGUCUUGGGAUUCAAAGCUGAAGCAGAUGGGCUCCUCACUGUCACGUCCAGCACCUCAUAUGAAUCCCUUCACUAUCCUCAAGAGGCCCGCAGGAUCCACACUGCCCUGGCUGAGCAGACAACCAUUUUUGGCUGGCAUCGUGGUGGUCCACCCGAGAGAUACCUCUUUGUCAUUGACAGGCUGCUUCUCCUUGAUGUGGGAGAUGAAUUCCUGUCAGCAGCUCGGCACUUCUACCCCGUGGAGUACGAAGAGGACGAGGGAUCUUCCAGCGAUGGAGGGCCUACAACACCUGGUCCUGUCUUGGUCACAACGAGCAACGAAGCUCAGGAAGAGAUGGAGGAGGGCAUAGAUGGGGAUUAAGCCGAGGAGAAGGUGGAAGAGAGACAGGCACUGAAGAAAGUGCAAAGAGGCGGGCACAACUCAACCUUUGGAUGGAAGAACGAAUGCAUUCAGAGUAGACGACUGAACCGCGAACCUGUUGGAAACUCCCUUUGACACAAAGAACUUGCGCCCCCAUUUCCCGUUCACGCUUUACCCCUUUUCUCCUGUAUUAAUCUCAUGGGUUAACAAAUUGCAUCGUUUCUCACGACUCUCAGUCUAUAGUUUUCUAUAAAACAGCAGGUGAACAUUUGGAUGGAAAGACAUAAACCCAAACCCGGAGCUGAAAUGUUCUCCAUGGCCAAAAAUCUGGGGCUUUCCCACACUGCCUUUAUACCUUUAUUUUAGGCUUUGCCACUCACUCAAACAAACAAACAAACAAUUUAUACCCCGCCCAUC